AUGCCUUUAGAGUCCAACGCUAUUACAGGUAUUUUCUUUUUGGUGGCAAUGUUCUAUGGAAAUCCAGAGAUGACCUAUAUAAUGAUUGUUGCCGUCGUUAUUUCUAAUGCAGAACUGGCAGUUAUCAAUGCAGGAUUGUUCUCAUUCAAUGCGGUACUCAGUGGAAUUGCAAGUGCCGGCAACGAUGUAGCCGAUGGACUUUACAUGCUGGUGACAGUGGGUGUUGCAACCAUCUUUUAUAUAUUCCUUGCCUCGAAGAACUUCACAACCUUGACAUUUCCAUUUGUUACGUCGAUGUGGGCACUGGCAAUUUGGAAAAGAUUGAUACUGGGUCAGCUAGUUCCCAAAAUUCCAAAGAAAAUCGAACAAUAUCUUGAUAAUAACAAUCAGAAAAAGAUGAUGAUGCACCAUAAAUUUAAUAACCAUGCGAAUAAUGGCGAUCCUCUAAACAACAAAUUAAAUAGUAGCAAUAACAAUAAUAACAAUUGUGGUAACAAUGAUCUUUGUGGUGUUGGUGGUGAUCAUAAAUCAAUUAAUAAUGAAAUUGAAAUUUAUGUUGAAUUGCAGCCAAUCGAGACAAACACCCCACCACCUUUGGCUGUCCACCACCACCACCACCAUAACCAACAACAAGAUAAGGUCAAUAAUAACCAAACAAUAACUGCAAAACAACAACAAGAAAAAGAAAAAGAAUCAAAAGUUAUCUAUAACACUUUAAAGAUUUUUUUCAAAAAUGCAAAUAUUGUUGGGUUUUAA
Messenger RNA from Heterostelium album PN500, 756 nucleotides. Its product is annotated as urea transport protein Utp. Gene Ontology annotation, molecular function: urea transmembrane transporter activity. Gene Ontology annotation, biological process: urea transmembrane transport. NCBI's taxonomy places the organism in Eukaryota, Evosea, Eumycetozoa, Acytosteliales, Acytosteliaceae. The record is from RefSeq and is a predicted model, not a curated record. The transcript is spliced from 5 exons. Bases 1 to 756 code for a protein of 251 amino acids. Gene Ontology annotation, cellular component: membrane.